GCGGGCUAGCAGCACAGCGACCGCAGUUAUGUCUCAGUCGAAGGGCAAGUUUGUUAUCAAGCCGCCCAAGCCGCGGAACCACAUGGACGAGAGGGCGGCGCUCGUCAUCUGGGACCUUUUGAGCACGGCCAUCGGAGAGAUCCACAACAAGAACGCGUCGUCCUUGAGCUUCGAGGAGCUCUACCGCAACGCCUACAACCUGGUGCUCCACAAGCACGGGGACUUGCUGUACGCCGGCGUUCGGGAGUCCGUGCAGGCGCACCUCGACGAGGUGGGGGAAAUCAUAGCCACGGCGACGGAUGACCGGUUGCUUCACGACCUCAGCCAGCAGUGGGGAGACCACCAGGUAACGAUGCAGAUGGUCCGCGACAUCUUGAUGUACAUGGACCGUACGUACGUGAGCUUCAACAAGAAGAUGCCCGUCUACGAGAUGGGUCUGGUGGUGUUCAGGGACACGGUUGCGCGGCACGACAAGGUCAAGGGCAGGCUGCAGAGCUUACUCCUACAGAACAUCGCGGACGAGCGCGCCAGCCGCCUGAUCGACCGGGACCUCAUGAAGACGUCGCUGUCCAUGCUGAGCGGGCUAGGGGUGGACGGGGUGGCGGUGUACGAGGAGGAUUUCGAGAACGAGUUCUUGGCUACGACGAGAGCCUUCUACCGGGCCGAGAGCCAGGAGUUCAUCGCCCGAAAUACUUGCCCGGCGUACAUGAAGAAGGCAGAGGACCGUCUUGGGGAGGAGGCGGCGAGGAGCAUCAACUACCUGGCCGCCGGCACCGAGCCCAAGCUCAAGCACAUCGUGGAGACGGAGCUGAUCCGCAACCACGCCAAGGUGUUGGUGGAGAUGGAGAACUCGGGGUGUACGUCGAUGUUCAGGGACGACAAGAUCGAGGACCUUCGGCGGAUGUACGACCUGUUUUCUCGAGUACCGGUUACCCUGGACGACCUGCGGAGGUCGAUGUGCGAGUAUGUCAAGGCCACCGGGAAGGCACUCGUGACAGAUCAGGAAAGCGCGAAGGAUCCCGUGGCGUUCGUCCAAGGGCUGCUGUCCUUGAGAGGCAAGUACGACUCCAUCGUCAACGACGCCUUCAGAGGGGAGAAGCGGUCUCAGAAGCGGCUAAAGGAGGCCUUCGAGGACUUCAUCAACACAGACUCCCGGUGCGCGUCGUACCUGGCGACGUACAUCGAUGACCUCCUCAAGUCGGGCCUGAGAGGGAUGGCAGAGGACCAGGCGGAAGCGAUGCUGGAGAAGGUGAUCGUAAUCUUCCGGUACUUGCAGGACAAGGACGUGUUCGAGAACUUCUACAAGACCCACCUCUCCAAGAGGCUGCUGGGCGGCAGGAGCGUCAGCGAUGAGAUGGAGAAGAACAUGAUCGUCAAGCUGAAGAAUGAGUGCGGCUACCAGUUCACGUCCAAGCUGGAGGGGAUGUUCACAGAUAUGAAGAUAUCCAAGGACGUGAUGGAAGAGUACCGCAAGACCGGGAGGCAUACAAACCACGGGAUGGAGCUCGUGGUAGAGAUGCUCACCACGGGCUACUGGCCGGCCCAGAGCGGGCCCAAGUGCAGGCUGCCCAAGCAGGUGUUGCGGUGCUGCGAGGACUUCGAAGAGUUUUACCUCAAGAAGCACACGGGGCGGAAGGUGACGUGGCACACUUCACAGGGGAACGCGGACCUCAAGUCGACGUUCGGGAAGAACAGGCACGACUUGAACGUCUCGACGCAACAGAUGUGCAUCCUGCUGCUGUUCAACAGCGCGGACACGCUGUCCUACGCCGACAUCCAGGAGGCCACGCAGAUCGGGGAUCCGGAGUUGAAACGGCACUUGAUCUCCCUCUGCACGCCGAAGUUCCGCAUCCUGAGGAAGGCUAGCAAGGUGAAGGGCAAGGGCAUCUCGGGCCCGGGAGACACGUUCAGCUUCAAUGCCGACUUCACGUCCAAGCUGAAGCGCGUGAGGAUACCAUUGGUCAGCAUCAAGGAUUCAGCGUCAGGCCCGGCCGCGUCGGCCUCGCUGCCGCCAGCGGUAGAGGAGGACCGGAGGCAUCUGACGGAGGCGGCGGUGGUACGCAUCAUGAAGGCGCGGAAGAGCCUAAGGCACAACGACCUGGUGGCCGAGGUGACCCGGCAGCUGUCGAGCCGCUUCGUGCCCUCCCCCACGGUGAUCAAGUCGCGCAUCGAGAGCCUCAUCGACCGAGAGUACCUGGAGAGGGACAGAAACGACAGACGUGCCUACAACUAUUUGGCUUGACGGACAGCUGGGUUUUUGUGCACUGGGAGUGGAGGACACCCGACAUGGGUACAAUGGAGGGGAGAGCGGUGCCGCGCCCAGCAUGGGGUUGUCAAUCUUCGCUGGAGAAAAAGCCUCCGAGGGAUUGGAGGGGACACCGGGUGGUUGGAGACAAGAGUAGAGUGGUUGUCGCGACAGCGAAGAACAUACUAGAUGCGGCGCAGGCAAAGGGCGGUGGGGCAUGUAGGGCGUCCUUUCGUCGCAAAGGAGGCUGGGAGUGGAGAUCGCGAGGGACGGAAGCGGAGGAUUGUUAUGCCCGUGGGGCUGCUGGUGGCUCUGCGUGCUAGGAAAUGCACGAGCUCUUCCUGUCCCGCGCUCUAUCGCCUCUUGGUUCUCUCCAGUGUCCCGGAUUUGACGUGUCCCUGUCUGGUCUUCUGGUAGGGCAGUACAGGCGUUUCAAAACCAUUCUCUUUGGCCCCCCAAAUCCCCGCGCUCCCUUUUCUCGAACGUCCUUAUGUUUUGGGGCGGGGGGGUUGUAGGUGGUUGGCACGUCGUUCGCCUCGUCAUUCCGUUUGGAUUUUUUUUGUUGUCUGCGCGAUUACGACCUACGGGGUUUCUCAUCCGCCCUUGCCGUCUGAUAGCGCCAUACGCGUUCGCGCGUAGUGUUUCGCCAGGGUGUUGCUGGAAGCAGCCGUUGCUGAGCGUUGUCGGUGGUAUCUACGGUGUGCGUGCUGUGGUAAGACGGGAGUGUUUUGGAGUGGUGAGUGUCUCUUUCCCUCCAUCUUUCCGAUAGGGCUUUUCGAUAGAGUCUCUGUCUGUUUGUCUGUCUGUCUGCCUGCCUCUCUCUCCCAAUCUUGUCAUGUCUUGUGUAUUGUGUUUUUCGCAUGGAGAAUUGCCGCUUCGCACGGCAGUAGCAAGAGGAGGCGAAGACGUUACCCCCCCUACACACAAGGUUGGCCCACAACCUUUACCUUGCACGUACGUGAGAUCGAGGGUCAAACAAAAUCAUCUCAUUAGUGUUUCGUGUAGCGUUUCGUCGCGUCUGACUGCUUUGUCUAACGUCUGAGGCCCUGCUAGGGUAGUAGAAUGUGAGGAGGCAUACAAGAGGGAGGCGUUUUCCCGCAAAGGGGCGGGCUUAGCACGCAAACCAAGCGAUAGGGUCGCUCUUGUGCCCCGGUUCCUGCACCUUAAAUGCUCCUGCACCUUAAACGCACACGCAGAAAUGUGUGGUGGUGCGGGGGUGUAACCUUGUGUAGCAGUCGUCAACCAAGCCGUCUGCUGUAGUGCGCGCAUCAUCUCCACUUGAAAAGAAAAAAGUCAAAGCAGAUCGACCGUCCAGGCUAGAGGCUGCUUGUCCGUCUGUCGCCAUCUUAGGUGCGCACCUGCGGUGGAGAGGAACUUGUAGAAGAAGCGUGUGACUGCAGUUGCGAGGUUUGCGUUUCUUUUUGAUAU
This is a messenger RNA of Ectocarpus siliculosus, 3673 nucleotides long. NCBI's taxonomy places the organism in Eukaryota, Phaeophyceae, Ectocarpales, Ectocarpaceae. The record is from the annotation of a GenBank genome assembly.